AUGGAGCGGCUGGCGGCGCCGGGCGAGGUGCGCAUGAGCCAGGCCAUCCAGCCGGCGCACGCCAACGCCCGCGGGGAGCUGAGCGCCGGGCAGCUGCUCAAGUGGAUUGACACCACCGCCUGCCUGGCCGCUGAAAAACAUGCCGGGGUUUCCUGUGUCACAGCCUCAGUGGAUGACAUUCAAUUUGAGGAAACAGUUAAAGUUGGACAAGUUAUAACCAUCAAAGCAAAAGUUACUAGAGCAUUCAGCACAAGCAUGGAGAUCAGUAUCAAGGUCAUAGUACAGGACACAUUGAUGGACAUUGAGAAACUUGUUAGUGUGGCUUUCUCUACAUUUGUAGCCAAACCAGUUGGAAAAGAAAAGAUUCACUUAAAACCAGUCAUACUUCUAACUGAACAAGAUCAAGUGGAGCAUAAUCUGGCUUCUGAGAGAAGGAAAGUUCGAUUACAACAUGAAGAUACUUUUAACAACUUAAUGAAGGAAAGUAGCAGCUUCGAAGAUCCUGCUUGUGGUGAAGAGGAAGGGACCGUGGCCACCAGGGGCACUGCUGUUCAGAGCAUUGAACUUGUGCUGCCACCCCACGCAAACCAUCACGGGAACACAUUUGGUGGCCAGAUUAUGGCUUGGAUGGAGACAGUGGCAACUAUUUCUGCAAGCCGCCUGUGUAAGGGGCAUCCCUUUCUGAAGUCUGUGGACAUGUUUAAGUUCCGGGGACCAUCUACAGUCGGAGACCGUCUUGUCUUCAACUCCAUUGUCAACAAUACAUUUCAGACCUGCGUGGAGGUUGGAGUGCGCGUGGAGGCCUUCAACUGUCAGGAAUGGUCCGAAGGCCGAGGCCGCCACAUCAACAGUGCUUUUCUCAUUUAUAAUGCUGUUGAUGAUAAGGAAGAACUCAUCAUCUUCCCCAGAAUUGAACCCAUUUCAAAGGAUGAUUUUAGACGCUAUCGGGGAGCUAUUGCACGCAAGAGAAUACGCCUUGGCAGGAAAUACGUUAUUUCUCACAAAGAAGAAGUUCCACUCUGCAUACAGUGGGAUGAAAGCAAGCAGGCAUCAUUGAGUAAUGGCAAUGUGGAGGCAUUCAGAAAGCUGGCGGCUAAAAGGGGCUGGGAGGUUAUCAGCUCUUCAAAAAAGAUAAAAAUAUAUACUCUGGAAGAGCAAGAUGUUUUAUCUGUUUGGGUUGAAAAACAUGUGAAAAGCCCAGCAAACUUGGCUUAUUGUCUCUUGUCGGACUUUACAAAGCGACCUCUGUGGGACCCCCAUUACAUGUUCUGUGAAGUCAUAGACAGGGUGAACGAGAAUGAUCAAAUAUAUUACAUCAUCUGCUCUGAGGUCAAUGGUGACAAACCCAAAGACUUCAUAGUACUUGUAUCACGAAGAAAGCCUCUCAAAGAUGGCAACACCUACAUGGUGGCAGCCAAGUCAAUCAUCCUGCCAUCAGUCCCACCGUCUCCACAGUACAUCAGAAGUGAAGUCAUAUGUGCUGGAUUUCUUAUCGAGGCUAUUGAUAGUACUUCAUGCACUGUGUCUUACCUUAACCAGAUGUCAGCUAGCAUCCUUCCAUACUUUGCUGGAAAUCUUGGUGGCUGGUCAAAAUCCAUUGAAGAAGCAGCAGCCUCUUGUAUUAAAUUCAUAGAGAAUGCUACUGAUGAUGGACCUAUCAGUGGACUUUAA
Molecule: messenger RNA, 1671 nt
Organism: Marmota flaviventris (yellow-bellied marmot)
Lineage: Eukaryota; Metazoa; Chordata; Mammalia; Rodentia; Sciuridae
Gene: Acot12
Product: acyl-CoA thioesterase 12
Biological process (GO): acetyl-CoA metabolic process
Cellular component (GO): cytoplasm; cytosol
Molecular function (GO): lipid binding; acetyl-CoA hydrolase activity
Source: RefSeq, a predicted model, not a curated record